AGAAAAAGAGGGAGGGGACAGAGAGCACACCAUGUCCUCCUGCCUGCAAUUUAAUAUAAUCUUACUUUACACCUACCUGAAGGUUAGCUAUAUUUAAUGUCCCUUUUUUUUUAUGCUAAUACCAUCAAGAGAGAUACCACCAGCCACCCCCUCGACCCCGUCUCACCAACUCGCAUCUAGAAGCAAUUAGGGUCACUUCUACCCCCUUCCCUUUCUCUCUCUUUCUCUCUAAAAGAGUCAAAAGCCUAUAAAAUCACUUCUCGAGGGCCGGCCUUGAUGUUCUAGCAACAAGAAAAAAGGAGGCCUCCGUCUCUAGUCCUACCACAACACCGCACACCCUUCUAAGAAAAAAAAAAAAAAAAAGACCCACCAAAAAUAUCCUACUGAAAUGGGAAGGUCUCCUUGCUGUGAAAAAGCCCAUACAAACAAGGGUGCGUGGACCAAGGAGGAAGACGAUCGCCUUGUUGCUUACAUUAGAGCUCACGGUGAAGGUUGCUGGCGCUCACUUCCUAAAGCCGCUGGCCUUCUUAGAUGUGGCAAGAGUUGCAGGCUUCGUUGGAUCAACUAUUUAAGACCUGACCUUAAACGUGGCAAUUUCACCGAAGCAGAAGAUGAGCUCAUUAUCAAACUCCAUAGCCUCCUUGGAAACAAAUGGUCACUCAUAGCUGGAAGAUUACCAGGGAGAACAGAUAAUGAGAUAAAGAAUUAUUGGAACACACAUAUAAGAAGGAAGCUUUUGAACAGAGGCAUAGAUCCCGCAACUCAUAGGCCACUCAACGAACCAGCAGUACAAGAAGCCACAACAACAAUAUCUUUCACCACGACUACUACUUCAGUACUUGAAGAAGAGUCUCUGGGUUCUAUAAUUAAAGAGGAAAAUAAAGAGAAGAUAAUUAGCGCAACUGCUUUCGUAUGCAAAGAAGAGAAAACCCAAGUUCAAGAAAGGUGUCCAGACUUGAAUCUCGAACUUGGAAUUAGCCUUCCUUCCCAAAACCAGCCUGAUCAUCACCAGCCAUUCAAAACUGGAGGAAGUAGAAGUCUUUGUUUUGCUUGCAGUUUGGGGCUACAAAACAGCAAGGAUUGCAGCUGCAAUGUUAUUGUGAGCACUGUUGGGAGCAGUGGCAGCACUAGCACAAAGACUGGUUAUGACUUCUUGGGCAUGAAAAGUGGUGUUUUGGAUUAUAGAAGUUUAGAGAUGAAAUAAAGAUAUUUGGGGCUAAUUGAUGUUGAUGCUGUAGUUGAAAAAGAAUGGAGAGAAAGGAGAAAGGGAUUGCUAUUAAAUUGAAAAUCUCUUUAUGAAUUCCUCCAUUUCUUUUCCUACUCUCAAAUUUGUAUGAAUUCAUGAUUAGUGCAUGAUAGUGCACAUAUACUAUUAGUGCAGGUUAGUGAUCAUUAUAA
Messenger RNA from Populus nigra (black poplar), 1398 nucleotides. Its product is annotated as myb-related protein 308-like. NCBI's taxonomy places the organism in Eukaryota, Viridiplantae, Streptophyta, Magnoliopsida, Malpighiales, Salicaceae. The coding region runs from base 389 to 1204 and encodes 271 amino acids. The record is from RefSeq and is a predicted model, not a curated record. The transcript has 2 exons.